GCAGGCCGGGAGGCCGAGCUGGGGCAGCGACCGCCAUGGAGACCCGCUAUAACCUGAAGAGCCCGGCUGUUAAACGUUUAAUGAAAGAAGCAGCAGAAUUGAAAGAUCCAACAGAUCAUUACCAUGCACAGCCGUUAGAGGAUAACCUUUUUGAAUGGCACUUCACAGUUAGAGGUCCUCCAGAUUCUGAUUUUGAUGGAGGAGUUUAUCAUGGACGAAUAGUACUACCACCAGAGUAUCCUAUGAAACCACCAAGCAUUAUUCUCCUAACGGCUAAUGGUCGAUUUGAAGUAGGCAAGAAAAUCUGUUUGAGCAUCUCAGGACAUCAUCCUGAAACUUGGCAGCCUUCAUGGAGUAUAAGAACAGCAUUAUUGGCCAUUAUUGGGUUUAUGCCAACAAAAGGGGAAGGAGCCAUAGGUUCUCUAGAUUAUACACCUGAGGAAAGAAGAGCACUUGCCAAAAAAUCACAGGAUUUCUGUUGUGAGGGAUGUGGCUCCACCAUGAAGGAUGUCCUGUUGCCUUUAAAAUCUGGAAGUGAUUCAAGCCAAGCUGACCAAGAAGCCAAGGAACUAGCUAGACAAAUCAGUUUUAAGGCAGAAGUCAAUUCGUCUGCCAAGACUGUCGCUGAGUCGGACUUAAACCACUCUUUUUCACUAAAUGAUUUACAGGACAGUGCACCUGCAGCGUUCCAGGGUGCUACAGGCAGCACAUCGUAUGGAGUCCAGAACCCCUCUGCAACAUCCCUUCAACAACCUGCCCAACCUGUAGCUAAGAAUACCUCCAUGAGCCCUCGACAACGCCGGGCCCAGCAGCAGAGUCAAAGAAGGUUGUCUACUUCACCAGAUGUAAUCCAGGGCCAGCAGCCAAGAGACAACCACACUGAUCAUGGCGGGUCAGCUGUACUGAUUGUCAUCUUGACUUUAGCAUUGGCAGCCCUCAUAUUCCGACGAAUAUAUCUGGCUAAUGAGUACAUAUUUGACUUUGAGUUGUAAUAUUGUUUUAUGUCUUAAGAGCUGUGACUCAACUGCUUCAUUAAACAUUCUGCAUUGGGUAUAAUCUGAGAAUUGUUUACAAAAGGUUAUUUUGUAUUUUCCCUUCAUUCCUUUUUUUGAUCCUUAUAAAUUCAGUAUAUAGGUAGAUAUUCAGACUGUCCUGCUAAGUUUAAGGAACUGAAAGUCAUAGUUCCUUGUCUCACGAUAUGACCUGCUUUACAGGGAAAUAACUUACUGUUGUUUCUCAUGCCUCAUGUUUCUUUUUGUGUAAAUUUGUGAUAUUUUCUGUAUAGCCCUUUGAAAUUUUUGGAUAAAAGAUGGUGUUUUAAGUUCCAAAAAGUAUUACUAGUUACUCAGUAUCACUUGAGUACUCUGUUUCUACUUAAGUAGAAUGAUAUAGGGAUAAAGGAGUUAAAAAGGGAAAGUGAAACCCCUCAAAUUGCUUGUUACAGUGCCAUUCAUGAGACAGAUUGAGAUUGCCCACUUUGACUGAUUUUGUGUACUGAACACUCUUCUGUGAAAGUGGCUGUUUCAGUCAAACAUUCAUGAGGGGAUGAACUUACAGCUUUACUAUUGAUGUGACUUGAAGAGGAAUGAUGCUUUGUAACCACUUAGAUAUGCUAUUCUCUUCUCUCUGAUAAACAUACCAGAUUUCAAAAGAGAGAAGACAAUCUUCCAUAGAUCUUUAAAGAAGGAAAAUCUAAACCAAGAAAUUACUUGAUUUUCUUUCAGAAGUUAAUGUUGAGGGGGUUAAAGGGAGGGAGACCUAAAGAUUUGAAUGUUCUGCUUUGAAGUGUGUAUAUUAUAUGCCUAGCUUUGUAAUCAUUAUACAUUUAAUUAUUCAGGAAUUUGCAUAAUGUUGAAAUAUUUCAAAUACCAUUUUAAUAGAAAAGCUCAGGGCCCAAGUAACAGUGGUAGAAAUUAGAAAAAUCUUCACUUAGAAUUGUUCACCUAAUUAAAUUCCAGGAAAGAAUUUCCAGCGCAGAAUCAUUAUAACUUAGUGUUAGGUAGCUCCACAUAUAGUGGAUAAUUUUAUCAUCAUAAUGCUUGGUGAGAACCUGUAAUCACAGAAAAGGAGUGCCUUCAGCAUGCUCAGUAAUAGCAUUGAAGGCACUCUUGAGAGUAUUGUUAAUGAAGAUUUAAUUUCCAAAUACAGGCUGUCCCCAGCUUUCAAAUAGCUUAUGCUCUGAAGGUGCACUUGUAUGUUAAUUUUUUUUUACAACUCAGAGUUGUAAAUGUUGUUUAGGUUCUAAACUGGUUUGUAAAAGUUAGUCCAUAAUGUACAUUGAAUACUUGAGGGGUGGGGGUAGAGUGGUGUUCAUAAAGUGCUCAUGUAGUUUUAGUUAACUGAAAUUAUGGGGAAGGGAGAAACAAUUUGUAAAGUGAUUUUUUAAAGGCAAAUUUAACUUUUACUUCUGCUAUGGGACUUAGGCUCUUUCAACCAUCAGAUAAUUUCUGUUUUUGUCUGAUAGUUUUAUGUCUGCAUUUAAAGGCAGAACAUAGUGUAUACUAUUAUAUAAGCCACAGUUGUCUUAAACUUUAAUUAAAAAUGUAAAGGUUGUUCUGUUAUAUUUAUAGCUGAAGCUGGUAAAGGCUGAAAGGAACUCAAGGCCUUUAUGAAGACCUCACAUGUUAGGAAAAUGAUAGGUUACCAUGUUACAACUUUAUUGACAUGAGAAAAUACAUUGUGAAGUCUUAGUUUAGAACCUAAGGUAUUAGAAAUACUGGUUCAGUGGUUGAUGAUCUCCUUACAAGGUUCACCAACCCACCUGCGAAGACCAGAUAGUUUUUUACCAGAGAAAAAGGAAAUCUGUGUGCAUGCAGCCUAUGCUGAGAUUAAUAGUAUACUAGGAACAAUCUUCUCUCCACUGCCCGUCAGCUCCACUCAGACUUCUGCAGGCCUCUUUAAUCUAUGUGAUCUUGUUUCCAUGGGGUGUACCAAUACUUUCAAAUGAACAUUUUGCAUUAUACAGCUCCUUCUCCAUCUGAUUUGCCCCUCCUACCUUACCCAUCAGCAUACAGGCCACCUUCUUACAUAUAUCAGGAUAGUUUAGCCCUUGACACGUGUAUCUGAAAGUGCCAUAUUUUGCUCCUUCCCUUUCACCUCAGGUGUGCUACCUAAAAAUGCUUAAGUUGUCAAUCUGACCUCCAUUGGGGAGGUAAUGCUCAUUGUGGGUCCAUUUUUACUCAAAACCAACUGGAAAUGGUCUCUUCAGAAAACUUAUUCUUUAAAGCCCCACUAAAAGUCCUCAGUUACAACAUAUAGCAGGAUGUGGUCUGGAAGACAAAAUCUUCCAACUUUUCCCCAUAAUCCUCAACUUUAGGUAACUUGUGUUUAAGUAAGUAUGACCAAUAUAGCAAAUGACUACAUAUCAAGGCAGUUACAACAGCAUGCUUGGAAAACAUAAUGUCUGUUUCACCUGUAAUUGUUUAAGUCUAUGAAACCUUUCAAAUUUUAUGUUUUGUGAACCUUUUAUGUAGCACUUUACAUUUUCAUGCUGCUUAUUGUUUUAUUCUACUGAAAUAAAUGGAUUUCAUCAAAAUUCUCAAUUUAAGUGUUUAAAAACCUUUAAAAUAGUUAUUAUUUUGACAAUGGAAAUGUAGAAUUUCCUAUUUUAGGAGAAUAAGAAAUCUUCUUGUUAUUUUUGGCUACAACUAGCCUUUCAGUAUCUUGAGACCUCCCAUUUUUAUAUAAACCAGAAUCAGCAAACAAGCAAACCUCACCCAUUUAGUCCAAAUACUUGAGCAGAAACCAAGACUGAAGUAGUAAAAAGUCUAUAUUGUUUUAUUACUUGCAAAUAAGUAUAUGAAAGGUAAUGCAUUUAAUGAACCUGACUUAAUAAAGAAUAAUGUGCACAUUAACAUGUACUAGCAAGCCUGUUUGGGAGGAUACACGUUGCUUAAACACCAUUUGGAAUGCCUCUUAAUGGUUGCCUUCAGACCUAGUUUGAGCUGCUCAAUAAAACCAGUGACUUUGUUCAUACUUUA
Messenger RNA from Condylura cristata (star-nosed mole), 3980 nucleotides. It is a transcript of the gene UBE2J1, whose product is annotated as ubiquitin-conjugating enzyme E2, J1. NCBI's taxonomy places the organism in Eukaryota, Metazoa, Chordata, Mammalia, Eulipotyphla, Talpidae. The transcript is spliced from 8 exons. Bases 36 to 992 code for a protein of 318 amino acids. The record is from RefSeq and is a predicted model, not a curated record.